UUAACGAUAUCAUAUAAUUUUAUGAAAUAUGUACGCUACUUAAAAGUCAUUCGAUACGUCACAUGACGUUUGCACAUGCGCAGAAUCUACCAUCGCUAGCAGCGACGAGGUUGCGCUGGCGUAUUCACAAAGCUGUGACCGCGGCGCAACGGGAGGAGCUUGACGAUUUUGCCGUCGCGGUGCGGCGAUCGAGCCGCAUACCGCGCAUUCCGUCGUAAUGCUCGAGCGCACGAGCCAGCGAGAGUGGGGGCGUAAGGAGAGUAAAAGAGGCAGCCGGUGAGGUGAGGUAUGGGGGAGGAGGAGGACGAAUAGCCGAGGCUGCUUGUCGUGUCAAACGGGCCGUGCCGCGCGCGCGCGCGUCCUCCACCCGCCCGCAUACCAUUAGAUCUUCGUGUUUUUCAAUGGGAACGAGUUCCCGAUCGUGGCACGACGCGCCGGCGACGAGAGUGUCGUACGAUCGACGUCGCGUUCACCCGGGUGUCAGCGCGUGGCGGGGCACCAUCGCGGCGUGAAACCGCGAGUCUUCGCAGGUGCGGUGACAGCGACAGCGGCAGCGGCAGCGGCAACGGUGGCGGCGGCGAUGUAGAGCGGCGUACAGUCGGCCGUGACGACGGAAGCGACGAACUGCGGACCAUCUCAUUUUGCGACGUGGAAGCGUAAACGGGACAAGGACGACGUAUCCUUGUCACAAAGACGACAACGACGACGAGGAAAGCACUGCGAGGGAAAGAGUGAGGAUUCACAAAUCGUUCUCAAGGUGCGCGCAAAUUUUGCGGUACGCGAGGAGGAGAGAAUAGUAAAGGAAGAGGAGAGAAAGAGAAGGAAGUUCGAAUAGAGAGAACGAAAGAAGGAGGGAAGUUAUGUCCGCCGUCGAGAGUGCCUUGGACGUCCUUUCCAGAGCAGCGACAAUGGUGCAAGAGGAGAGACCGAAGGUGACGAAUCUGCAUCGGAAGCCAAGCAGUGCGUGGCGUAAAGAGCGUAGGAGAGAUCCAAUACAGAGCGAAGCGUUAGAUAUGUCGGCAGGAAGGACGCAUCAUCAUCAUCACAACAGACCGAGCGUAAUCGUUCCUACGACGCCGCAAGCUGGCAUCACAAUCGAGGACACUGCUAUGACGCCUACGCCGACGACGAUGCCCACCGCAGCCUCAGGUGGACAGAGGACCGGUAUCAGGACGGCAGGCGGCGUCAGCGAUCCUGCGAUCGACGAACACUUCAAGCGAUCACUGGGUCCGAAAGAAUAUGCGGCCGUUUUUAACGCUAAUACUACGGACAAAGAGACUGGCCUGAGUGUUGACGAUCAUUUCGCGAAAGCGCUCGGCGAGACAUGGACAAGGCUUCAGGCAACCAAUCGAAACAACAAAUCCACCUAACCACCGGACAGACUCGUCAGAAAUCUUGUCAUCUUACUCGCCGUCAUCCUCACCGUCGUUUGAUGACCGUGGUAAUCUACUCGGGUGAAAUCGUUCCAUCUCGCUAGUAAUAUAUUAACGAUAAGUCAUUGUUGAUAAGAAUUAAUCGACUGUAUUCGAUGAACCUGCGUCCAAGUAACGCUGUAAUUAAGG
Messenger RNA from Pogonomyrmex barbatus (red harvester ant), 1562 nucleotides. RefSeq lists its product as uncharacterized. Gene Ontology annotation, biological process: negative regulation of DNA-templated transcription. Lineage: Eukaryota; Metazoa; Arthropoda; Insecta; Hymenoptera; Formicidae. Gene Ontology annotation, molecular function: transcription coactivator binding. The record is from RefSeq and is a predicted model, not a curated record.